This is a messenger RNA of Trichomycterus rosablanca, 1173 nucleotides long. RefSeq names its product inorganic pyrophosphatase 1b (gene ppa1b). The record is from RefSeq and is a predicted model, not a curated record. Bases 40 to 912 code for a protein of 290 amino acids. The transcript has 11 exons. NCBI's taxonomy places the organism in Eukaryota, Metazoa, Chordata, Actinopteri, Siluriformes, Trichomycteridae. Gene Ontology annotation, cellular component: cytoplasm. Gene Ontology annotation, biological process: phosphate-containing compound metabolic process. Gene Ontology annotation, molecular function: inorganic diphosphate phosphatase activity; magnesium ion binding.
UUAUCGCUGGUGCUCGUUUACCGGAGCCGUCUAUCAACCAUGAGUUUCUCUAUUGAAGAAAGAGGAAACCUUAAUACUCUGACUUACAGGGUCUUUUACAAGGAUCAAGAUGGAAAGUACAUCUCCCCAUUCCAUGACAUUCCCAUGCAUGCUGAUAAAGCCAAGAAUAUAUUCCACAUGGUUGUUGAAGUACCCCGAUGGACAAAUGCAAAAAUGGAGAUUGCUACCAAAGACCCUCUCAACCCAAUAAAGCAGGAUGUGAAAAAGGGAAAAUUACGCUAUGUGGCCAAUGUGUUCCCACACAAGGGCUACAUCUGGAACUAUGGUGCUAUCCCUCAGACAUGGGAGGACCCUGGCCACAAGGACUGUGAUACUGGAUGCUGUGGUGACAAUGACCCAAUUGAUGUCUGUGAAAUUGGCAGCAGGGUGUGCACAAGAGGAGAAGUUAUCAAGGUAAAAGUCUUGGGUGUGUUGGCUAUGAUUGAUGAAGGUGAAACUGACUGGAAGGUUAUUGCUAUUAAUGUUGAUGACCCAGAAGCAAAUGACUUGAAGGACAUAAGUGAUGUACGACGACUCAAGCCAGGCUACCUCGAAGCCACUGUGGACUGGUUUAGACGGUACAAAGUGCCAGAUGGCAAACCUGAAAACCAGUUUGCUUUUAAUGGAGAGUUCAAAGAUAAGGACUUUGCCAUAAAGGUCAUCAAAAGCACCCAUGACUUCUGGAAGGCACUUAUCUCUGAACAGACCAACGCAGGAGAGCUGAACUGUAAAAACACUCGUGUUUCGAAAGGAGGCAGCUCAUUCUGCUGUUCACCAGAGGACGCCAAGGCAAUUGUUGAUGGCACUUGUCCAUGUGGAGCAGCGGAUUCCAUUCCAACCUCAGUUGAAAAAUGGUAUUAUUAUGAGAAGUGAAGAUGAAACCCAAUCUAGAUGGACCAGUCUGAUCCCAGUUCUUUAGUGGGUGUUUGUGUAGGAAACAUGGAUAUUUGUCAAAUACUGGUAACUGUAAAUCAGGGAAGCAGUAGCAGUUAGCAGGUAUUUUCUUUUAAUUUAAUUAAAAGAUGUUAAAAUGUGUCAUAAGACAUUAAGUACUGUUUCACUAAUACCUAAAUAAAGUCUGGACAAACAUAGGUACUGUAAGUUUGCAUUAAUAAAGACUUUCUGUUGCUGUUA